Molecule: messenger RNA, 1544 nt
Organism: Hordeum vulgare subsp. vulgare (domesticated barley)
Lineage: Eukaryota; Viridiplantae; Streptophyta; Magnoliopsida; Poales; Poaceae
Product: UDP-glycosyltransferase 83A1-like
Exons: 2
Coding region: 140-1501 (453 amino acids)
Molecular function (GO): UDP-glycosyltransferase activity
Source: RefSeq, a predicted model, not a curated record
GAUAGCGCCUGCCGUACUUAUAUAUUCCUAGUAGCGCAUGCGGUCGAACCACUCGCUUUUGGGAUAGAAGUGUAGAAAGUACUGUAUCCUACAGUACUGUAUCUUGCAAGCUGGUGCUACUACCCAGUAGGUCGCAUCCAUGGCUGCUCCUCACCCUCACGUGAUGGUGCUUCCGUUCCCAGCGCAGGGCCAUGUCAUGCCCCUCAUGGAGCUCUCCCACCGGCUCGUCGGCCACAGCCUCGAGGUGGACUUCGUGAACACGGACUACAACCACGACCGCGUCCUCAAGGCCAUGCAGGGCGCCGAGACAGGAGCUGCUGGCCCCGACGGCGUCAACAUGGUCUCGAUCCCGGACGGCAUGGGCCCCGACGGCGACCGCACCGACGUCGCCACGCUGGGCAGCGGCUUGCCGGCGGCCAUGCUCGGCCCUCUCGAGGAGAUGGUCAGGUCAAAGAGGAUCAAGUGGGUGAUCGCCGACGUGGUCAUGUGCUGGGCGACGGAGCUGGCCGCCAGGACGGGCGUCCGCGUCGCCCUGUUCUCGACUUGCUCGGCCGCCACGAUCGCGCUCCGGUUGCACUUGUCCAAGCUGAUCGACGAUGACGUCCUCGACGAAUGUGCCACCGUGAGGAGGAACGAGACGAUCCAGCUGAGCCCCAAGAUGCCGCCAGUCGAGGCAGCCGAGAUACCAUGGGCUUGCGUGAGCAGCUCGCCGGACAGACGCAGGGUGAUCAUUCAGAUCUUGCUCAAGACCAACCCGAUGAUACCGCUGGCUGCCACCGUCAUCUGCAACACAUUCGAGGAGAUCGAGUCGGAGGCAUUACAUCUCGUCCCCAACGCGCUGCCCGUCGGACCCCUGGAAGCGCCGGAGUUGUCGAGGUCUGCCGGCCAACUCUGGCCAGAGGAACUGGCCUGCCUCCCCUGGCUCGACGCGCAGGCCCGCGGCUCCGUCGUCUACGUGGCCUUCGGGAGCUUCACCAUCUUCGACGCGGCGCGGUUCCAGGAGCUCGCCGACGGGCUGGAGCUCACCGGCCGGCCCUUUCUUUGGGCGGUCCGGCCGAACAUCACCACCGGAAUCGGAGAAGAUUGGCUCGACGCCUUCAAGCGCCGCGUGGAGGGCAAAGGUCUAGUCGUGGGCUGGGCGCCACAGCAGCGCGUGCUCUCGCACCCCUCCGUCGCCUGCUUCGUGUCGCACUGCGGGUGGAACUCCACCAUGGAAGGGCUGCGGCACGGCGUGCCGUUCCUGUGCUGGCCAUACUUCGCCGACCAGUUCUGCAACCAGAGCUACAUCUGCAACGUGUGGGGCACCGGCGUCAAGAUCCACGCCGACGAGAGAGGGGUCGUCACCAAGGAGGAGAUCAAGAACAAAGUAGAGCAGCUGCUGGGUGACGCUGGGAUAAAGGCAAGGGCGGCUACGUGGAAGGAUGCGGCGUGUACGAGCAUCGCAGCGGGAGGGACGUCAUAUGAGAACCUGCUCAAGCUUGUGAAACUGCUAACAGAAUAAUAAGCUUCAGAUGACAUGAUAUUUCUUCACUCAAGUCUAUAUA